CGUAAGCAUAAAAAAAAAAAAAAAGUAAGCAUUGGUUGGCGUCUAUGCAUAUUUUCAUAGAUAGAUUCCAUCAAUCCAAUAUAAAUUAAACCAUUUUAUAUUUAACAUUUUUGAAAUAAAAGCAUUUUAUAAAAGUGAAAUUUUACAAAGUUGUACCUUUAACAUAUGAUACGACUUCAGGUUGUAAAUAUAUUCUUAUGUACAAAUUCUUUUAUGGUAUAACCUGGAUUUGUAACUUUAUGUUAUGGUACAAUAUGAAGUUGUAUCAUAACAUAAAUGUACAAAUUCCCUUAUAAUACAAUUUGAACUUGUAUCUUUAACAUUAUGAUACAAUUUGAAGUUGUGAUUUAAAGGAUGAACUAGCCAUGCCCGCUCGCUGCGCUUCGCGUAAAGCGAGUAAUGUGGAAUGUUACAUGUGAUUGUAAGAGAGAAUAAACUAAUCUGUAAAGAAUACAAACUAAAAAAAUUGCAGACCUAGCUCUCAUUUGAUGAAUAGGAACAUCUAAGUAGCCAAAUAAGAAUCGAAAAAACACAUUUUGGAAUAAGGUGAAACAAAAAAUAAAAAAAUGGACUCGUUGGCCAAUACAUAGGUACCGAUUGGGGAACAACAAACACAUUUGGAAAAUCGGCCACAACCUCAGUGGCCGAAUUGAUUGAUCAUCAGACACGAAGUUGGCGAACUGAUUUACUCUAUACACAUUUUAACUUUGUGGAUUGAAUUCGAAUUUAGAAAAUCCCUAUCCCAAGGCAGCCAACGGAGGAUAAGAGAAUAUGGAGUAAGGAUCAGAGGGGAGAAUAUUCACUAAAGUCAGCAUACAGACUGUGGGAGGACAGAAAUGUCGAGAAGGAGGGGGAAUUCUAUUCACUAGUGAAGUGGAAGAGAUUCUAGAACCUAGAAAUCCCCCCAAAGGUGAAAAUCUUUGGUUGGAGUGGAGGUGACUACAGAACAUUAUCCCUACAGGAGCUAGGAUCGUGGAACAAACUUUAAUUUGAAAACAUUUGCUCUCCCGCCCUUCUCUCUUCAAGGAAGUUCCUUUCCCCAUUUGUACAGGGCUGCCGCCGGCUCCCUCUGGUGACCGGUGAUGGCCCAACCCCUUCUCUUUUCUCGGAUGCUUCUGACUUUGUUUGAUUACAUGUUUCUGCAUCUUCCUCUGUGUGGAUCUCUCUUCCAACCCCUUUGUGGGUUCCCUUCCUCCCCUUGGUGGGUUGAACUUUUGCCCUCUGUUCUAAUCUAUUAGAACUGGAGAUGGUUCAAUCUAUGUAGCAAUGGAGGCUGGAUUGGUUUGAAUCCAGCUUGCCUCUUCAUCUUCUUUUCGUUUGUCUACCUCCUUGCUUCACCUUGCAGAUCUCGGUGUUUCGGAGAUGAUGGGUCCAUGGCUUGGACUCGGAGUGAAGGUUUUGGAGGCAGAAGUUCAUUCCCCAUGGCUCCCCAACCGGCCGCCCUUUCGAUCUGAGGUUUUCUUGACUUUUCUGGUUUUGAGGGUUGAAGGUGUUUGGUCUGGUGAAGGCGGUUCAGAGGCGCCCUCCUUUCGGGUUGGUUGGUUCCACCUCUUCCCCUUUUGGCAUGUUGGUUCGUCGUCCCUCGACUUGGGUUGGCGGCAGGUGGUGGUGCUCGAAGUCUCCAGCGGCGGCGAGGGUUCCACGGGGAGCUUUGUUCAGCUAGGUCAGAGAAGUUGUGCCUUGUUGGGCUCUUUGACUGGGUUGUUGGUCUCUGUUUGGUCUUUGGGUCUUUUCUCUAACUUUGCUGCACAAUGUAAACUUUUCCUUUGGGCUUGGCCCGGUUGCUAUAUAAUGAACUGAUUUGUAAAAAAAAAAAUAUUAGGAUCGUGGAACGAACACAAAAGCGCUCUGAGGGUUGCCCUUUUUGUGACCUAAAGGAGACACAAGACCACAUCUUCCGUGAUUGUGGAUGGGUGCUAAGGGUUUGGCGGUUCAACUCAAUGGAUUCAUAUAUAGAAAGAGGGGAAAAUCUUACCUCAGAGGAUUGGUAUUGCGAGCUGCAAGAAACAGAAUGUGAUGAAAAGCUUGGAUCCUUCUUGGCGGCCUUCUGGUAUAUCUAGUAUCAGCGAAACUGCCAGUUGUGGAACAAAAAGAAAUUAGAAGAAUGGAAGGUUGCACCCAAAACAAAUGGUUGGCUGAAGGAUUACCUUGACAAACAAAUGAAACUCCAACCGGUUGAACGGACUCAAGAGUCCCGAUGGCAGUCACCGACACUGACUCCGGUGAAGAUUAAUGUUGAUGCCGCAUGCAUUUCGGAGAGUGAUCAGAAACAGAGAAGGACGAUGCCUAAUUGCGACAGUAAAGAGAUCGAGAGUUCAAUGGAACCCAAAAGAAGCGGAAGCUUUGGCUAUCGAUUUCGGAAUGGAGCUGGCCAGGAGAUUCGAGAUUCGCGAAAUGGAGAUAGAGUCAGAUAGCCAGGGAAUGAUCUCCCAGCCUCGACGCGAGGAAGAAAGACAGAUCGAGAUUGGGCUGCUCUGUGAGGAGAUUCGGGCAAAAGCCCAAGCUUUUGAUAGGGUAAUUUAAAGCUUUGCAUGUCGAAAUAAGAACAAACUGGCCCACUUUUUGGCCCAUGUGAACUGCAACUGGAAUGCAAAGGAGGUGUGGGUAGACAGACCACCUUUUUUUCUAGAACCUCUUCUUAAAGAGGAUUAUCCUGAAAACUUUUAUGACUUUGAGUAAUUAAUGGAAUGCAAUUUUAUCUAAAAACACACAUUUUGAAAAUCACUAAUGUGGUUCUCUUGUUCUUCAAUGAGUACUAGUUUUUUGGCCCGCGCUUCGCGGCGAUAAAAAAUUAUUUAUAUUUAAAAUUUUAUCAACUCAUUUAAUGAUUUAAGUAAUUGGUAUAUGAGAAUAAUUAUUCCUUCAUAAUGUUUAUGUGCUGUAUUUUUAAUUUGUGUAAUUAUUAUAAAACAAUGUUAUAUAAAUCUGUUGUAAUGUGUGGUCUAAUAAUAAAAUAAAAUGAACUUACGAUUCCCACUUUUGGUGAAAUCAUUAUGCAAAAUCAACUUAUUUUAAUGAACCUUUGCAUAAUACAAAUUGAAGAGAUAGCUAAUAUUGUGGGUAAUAUUGAAGAAAUUUAUUUAGUGAAUUAGUAUGAAAAGUAUCACAUUUGAUUAAAAUGUUAUAUAAAACUAACUGACCAUACAAAACCAUUGUGUAGUACAAAUUGAUGAGAUAGUCAAUAGUUUAGUUAAAAUUUAAAAAUCUCAUUCAAACUUAUGUUAUGAACUAUUUGCUUAUUACAUUUUUACUUGAUACUUAAGAAAUUACGAUUCCUCCAUAUGCUUUACAUAUUUUUUUUAUUACUUUGAAAGUCUUAUGUAAUAUGUUAUACUUAAUUGAUAAAUAAGGAAUAAAUAUUCCU
This is a messenger RNA of Linum trigynum, 3364 nucleotides long. NCBI's taxonomy places the organism in Eukaryota, Viridiplantae, Streptophyta, Magnoliopsida, Malpighiales, Linaceae. The record is from the annotation of a GenBank genome assembly.